Messenger RNA from Aegilops tauschii subsp. strangulata, 462 nucleotides. The record is from RefSeq and is a predicted model, not a curated record. NCBI's taxonomy places the organism in Eukaryota, Viridiplantae, Streptophyta, Magnoliopsida, Poales, Poaceae.
AUGGCUGUCGGGUUUAAAGAUGGCCAAGACAAGUAUGGAAAGAGGUGGAAGCAUAUCGAGGGAGAAUGCAAAGCCCAGGACAUAGCUGACCGGCAACUGAAGGAGAAGGCAGAAGAGUUGCGUACAUGGUACAACAGUCGAUCCCGCGAACUCAGGAGCCAGGAGGAGAAGAUGGCUGCUACCGAAGAGAAGGCCAGAGCUCAUGACGGCAAGAUGACGGAGCGCGAGGGGCAGCUCAACGCCAAAGCCAAGGAUCUUGCAGCACAAGAACAAGCUAUGGUUGCCACUCUCCGUAGCAAAGAUGAGGGAAUUGAGGAGCUUGUGAGGCAGCAGACCCAGAAGCUGGAGGAUGAUCACCAGAAGGCCUUGGAGGCACAAGCUUCAGAGCACGCCGUUGAGCUCAAAGAGGCCGUUGACGAGGCUGCAGUCGCUACCAUCGCCAAGGCAGAAACAGAAGCCUAG